This is a messenger RNA of Nylanderia fulva, 2221 nucleotides long. RefSeq names its product decapping mRNA 1 (gene DCP1). Gene Ontology annotation, cellular component: P-body. Gene Ontology annotation, molecular function: enzyme activator activity; mRNA binding. The record is from RefSeq and is a predicted model, not a curated record. NCBI's taxonomy places the organism in Eukaryota, Metazoa, Arthropoda, Insecta, Hymenoptera, Formicidae. Gene Ontology annotation, biological process: deadenylation-dependent decapping of nuclear-transcribed mRNA; deadenylation-independent decapping of nuclear-transcribed mRNA; positive regulation of catalytic activity.
UCGUAUCAACCUGAGAAUCUAGUAUGGCGUUCAUUGCAGAAGCAGCUGCUUGCGUUAUUUGAAAAUACGACUCCCUUUGUGACUGGUGCGAUCGACUUCGAAAGGUGGUGAAAACCAUCCGCUUGAAUCUAAAUCGCUGGAUUUCUCGAGCAAUCUCGCGUCGAGAUCUCAAGAAUAUUUAAUUAAAUCAUCAUCAUUAUUAUCAUGACGGAUCGGACGGAGCUGAGGAUGAACGUGGCCGCGUUAAAACGAGUCGAUCCUUACGUCAAGGAUAUCCUUGAGACCGCGACUCACGUCGCUCUGUAUACCUUCAACGGGGACGAGAACGAGUGGGAAAAGACCGACAUCGAGGGAGCCCUAUUUCUCUAUUCCAGAAACGGCGAGCCGUACAACAGUAUUCUCAUAAUGAACAGAUUGAACACGAACAAUCUAGUGGAACCAGUCGCCCCGGGUUUAGAUUUGCAACUACAAGAACCAUUUCUGCUGUAUAGAAAUUCCAGAUGUAACAUCUAUGGCAUUUGGUUCUAUGAAAAGGAAGAGUGUGUUCGCAUCGCAAACAAAUUGAAUCAACUUUUGAAAGAGUGCGAGGAGAGUCGCAAGAUCAACAGCAAGCCGCAGAAUAAAAUUAAGAAACUGGUUUCAGGACCGAAUGUAAACAAUGUGGAUAUAUUCAGUAUGCUCAGCAAGGCACAAGAAGAUUUCAACACGAGCAGAGUCAGCGGGGGAGGUGGAGGGGAAGGUGGCGAUAGUGGGAACGCGAUUGGAUCGAAGUCUCCACUGGUUAUACCCACAACUGACAAUAUUUCUAGCUCGUUAUCCGCUCCCUUAGGACCUGAUGUCACUUCACAAAGUGUAAUGGACUUUUUUGCUAAAGCUAAGGUGAACACUGGGCAUUUCAAACCAGGCAACCAACCUACUGCGGGAGAGAGUCCAGUCGAGUCGACUAAACCUCUUCUCGCACGUUUAAUGUCUCAUCCGGCGGCGCACACUUUGGAACACAUUGAAAAACAUAUUGAGAAGCAGAGAUCCAUAACACCGCAGCCCACCGUUAAUCAGUCGCAGUCGAUGUCGAUUCCUUCGGUGAACAGAUCUAAAAGGCGAAACAAACCGACUGGCCAACAGGACUCGGUAGUGUCCACGUCAGCGCCGAUCUCGCAGGAUCUGCCGCUACCUGUGACUCAGAGCGUCAGUGAUUCGAACGGAACGACUGGAUUCCUCAGGAUACAAUCUCCAACCAACACAUCGUCUAUUUUAAGAAAUCAUCAAGUUUCAAGCAUUUCCAAUACCAGCAACAAUACGCUUGCGUCAUUAUUUGCUCACGCCGGAAGUACAUCAUCGGACGACAUUAUCUCGGCAGCACCUACGUUGUCGGGAAGAGGAUCGGCGCCGGCGUUAAUACCUCCCGUCAUGUUUGCCGCUCCCAGUCCACCCGAGCCUUUGAGCAGACCAUUGGAACCGUUGACGAGGAAUCAGCUUUUACAAGCUUUCAACUAUCUGCUAAAGAGUGAUCCGGAUUUUAUUAACAAACUUCAUGAGGCCUACGUUAAAUCAUUCGGAGAGAUACUUUCCUAAAAAUCAUUACAUUAUUAAUGUAAUAUUACUCCGGAAAAACCCAUUACGUGGGUUAUGACUGAUAAAACAAUUAAACUAAAUCUGAUAUUUCUAUGUUACAUGUGCAUGUACAUAUAUAGACAAGACGCGUAAUUUCACGCUCGAAAUUCAAUUGACUUGAGAAUAUGAGAGAAUCGCUUUUAUUUUUUUAAUUUUUUUUUUUUUUAAGGAAGGGAAACAUUUAUUUUCUGCCGAGAAUCAGAAAAUACAAGAAUAUAAAGCGAUACAGUAUAAUAUCUUGAACAGUAUUUUUGUAAAAUAAUGCACUUUCUUGGGACAACAAAAAAAAACAGUGACCCGCAAUACAAAAUAUAAGAGAUAUAAUGAAUGAGAAUUUUGUGAAAUUGAAUAGAUAUGUACAAGAAAAAUAAUGAACGGUUUUUAAACUGUGAUGCCAAAAAAUGUUUAUAUUAUACGCGUCUUUUAUGAAAAUUAAAAUCGCACGACAUCAUGUUCUGAGUUGAUCAAAUGGAAUAGAACUUAUUUUAUAGAGUAAUGACGUAUCCUUCCUUAUAUACCGAAUACCGAUGUGGUAUGUAUAUGUUAUCAAUGAAAAGGAACAAAUAAAUAGAGACAAAACAUAACACAUUGAGAAGACGCUUAAAAAAUA